UCAAUUGUAGGAGGCGAGCACGUCCAGCUCCAAAAACCAAAGGCAACCAGACAAGAAACUUGAUUCCAACAACGGAGUGAGAGCUGUAUAAAAUUCUGGUGACACCUGACAACGUGUAAACUCCGCGAUUCGAUUUGGCAAAAUAAAUUAUACCUUUGCCAGGCUGGCGGACAGUUCACGGCGUUAGCAAUGAGUCUGCCAUUAAAUGUAGCCAGCUUGCACAGUGCCAGAUGCUAAUGUCCGAUGUUGGACAAGCUGUUUAGACACAGCUGCUCAACAAGAGGGCUCAACCAAUACGAAAACAACCGCUACAUAGGGCUUCCAUACCCACCGAUUAAACAGCAAAGCGAAACGCGUGACGACCGUCAGUUUAAUGCCAAUGGCACAGUAGACAAGGAGUGCAGUGAACGCCCACCCACCAAACCCCCAAGGAUGCGAUCGCGUAAGGUGCUGCUUAUAGUUGGUUUUCUGAUUACGUGGACCUACGCCACCUACUACCUACUGCUCCGCAACACCGGAGUAAAUUUAAGCAGGGCUCAAGCUCAUCAGAUGUACCGUCUCAACGUCGAGGCGAGAGAUGCGAACAAGAAAAGUCACGACAUGGCCAAGAACCUCUUCCAGUUGGUCAAAACCAAGUAUGACCAAGCACAGAAGGUCUCGACGCCCCAGAUUAGCAUAGUGGCUGCCGAGAUCUCCGGGGAGAUGCUGGAUCAACCUGUGGCAAAACAAACCACGGCGUUGAUACCAACGAGAACAUAUAUGGGCAAUGGCGAACCUGUCCUUCCCGUGCUGGUUUUUGCCUGCAAUCGGGUUUCGGUCAAGAAGUGCAUCGAUAAUCUGAUUCAAUAUCGUCCCAGCAUGGAAAAAUUUCCCAUUAUUGUGUCCCAGGAUUGUGGCGAUGAGAAUACCAAGGGGGUUAUCCAAUCCUUCGGCAAUCAAGUCACCCUCAUUGAGCAGCCGGACCAGAGCGACAUCAAAGUCCUGCCCAAGGAGAAGAAGUUUAAAGGCUACUAUAAGAUAGCCCGACACUAUGGCUGGGCUCUGAACACGACUUUUAAAGUUGGUUUCGAUUUCGCCAUCAUUGUGGAGGAUGACUUGAACGUGGCGCCAGAUUUCUUUGAAUAUUUCCUGGGCACACACAAAUUGCUCAAACAGGAUCCCAGUUUGUGGUGCGUCUCCGCUUGGAAUGACAAUGGCAAGGCUGCUGUUGUGGACGCCUCGAAACCAGAGUUGCUAUAUCGCACCGAUUUCUUCCCCGGCCUGGGCUGGAUGCUCACCAAAGAGCUGUGGAGCGAGCUUUCAGUUAAAUGGCCCAAAUCCUUCUGGGAUGAUUGGAUACGUCAUCCGGCCCAGCGGAAGCAUCGCGUGUGCAUCAGACCGGAGAUAUCUAGAACUCGCACUUUUGGAAAAAUAGGCGUAUCGAAUGGGUUGUUCUUUGAUAAGUAUCUCAAACACAUUAAGCUCAGCGAGGACUUUGUGCAGUUCACAAAACUCAAUAUGAGCCAUUUGCUAAAGGAUAACUAUGAUAAGACCUUUGUGCAGAGUGUCUAUACGUAUCCCAUCGUCACGUACGAUGAGCUGCGUCGCAACCUGAUAGCAGCCGAGGGACCAGUCCGCAUCCAAUACACCACGCGGGAGCAAUACAAGCGAAUAACCAAGAUGCUGGGCCUCAUGGAUGACUUCAAGAGCGGGGUGCCACGCACUGCUUAUCACGGCAUCGUUUCCUUUUUCUACAACAAACGACGCGUGCACCUCGCACCCAAUGCCAACUGGAAGGGCUAUGAUCUCUCGUGGAGCUAACGACGCUAAAAACCAACCAACACCAACCGCACCAUAGCCUACACACUCAGCUACGUGUGCUUGCAAUACCAAAAAGUAGUCCUAUGUGUAUUUUUUAUUUUGUUUUGACCAAUUAGUUAAGUCGUAACUAUGGAAUCUCCUUGAGCAAGCAGCCCUGCUGCAUGACAAACAGAAUCAAAUCAAAAGAGUCUCCGCCAUGUAUACAUAGCUUGUAAUUACCUAAAUUUUGGGGCUUUUAGGAAGCAACACAACGUAACGCAAAGCAACGCAACGUAAUAUAUGGUAAAUAAGUCAGUGUUGUUUGCUAUUGUUAGAGCUAAUUAUCUCUCUUCACUCCAUUGUGUUAAGUGCAAUUAGUAAAAAGCUAGUA
This is a messenger RNA of Drosophila miranda, 2170 nucleotides long. RefSeq names its product alpha-1,3-mannosyl-glycoprotein 2-beta-N-acetylglucosaminyltransferase-like. Gene Ontology annotation, biological process: protein N-linked glycosylation. The coding region runs from base 244 to 1800 and encodes 518 amino acids. NCBI's taxonomy places the organism in Eukaryota, Metazoa, Arthropoda, Insecta, Diptera, Drosophilidae. Gene Ontology annotation, molecular function: alpha-1,3-mannosylglycoprotein 2-beta-N-acetylglucosaminyltransferase activity. The record is from RefSeq and is a predicted model, not a curated record. Gene Ontology annotation, cellular component: Golgi apparatus. The transcript is spliced from 6 exons.